Molecule: messenger RNA, 543 nt
Organism: Rhizophagus irregularis DAOM 181602=DAOM 197198
Lineage: Eukaryota; Fungi; Glomeromycota; Glomeromycetes; Glomerales; Glomeraceae
Source: RefSeq, a predicted model, not a curated record
UAAUUCCGAUGAGGAUAUUACCUCUUUUUUUAUCUAUGCUAGCGAACUUUUGAAUUAUUCAUACCCUGUAUAAAACAAUGUCAAACGCUCAAUCUAUUGAUUCAUUAAGAGAGUUGAAUGCUAAGCUCUUAGCUGAGAUUGCCGAGCUUAGGAAGGAGAAUGUUAAAAUUUCUGAACUUAAAAAGGAGAAUGAUGAGCUUAAGGAUAAGAAUACUGAAAUCCCUGAACUUAGAAGGAAGUUCGCUGAGAUUGAGGCUGAGAGAGCUGAACUUAAGGCCAGAAUUGCCGAACUUUUAAAACAGGGUGUGGAAGAAAAUAAGAGGCGUGAUGCUGAGAAUGCCGAGCUCAAGACCAGAAUCAUAGAGUUAGAGAAAAAUAAGACAGUUACCACAAGGUAACCAAUUCUUCUAACAACAGUAACAACAGUUCAUCUAACUUCAAUUUUGUUGCAGAGGAUCGCGGGAAAUCAUUGGCGGAUGAGAAAAUGGAUGGUUCCUGACUCAGACAUAGCCCAGCCCAAACAUCAUACGCCUGUUUGUGAAG